AUGGUACAUUCUAUUGAUUACUGGUUGUGGGUGGAUUUGAUUACUCUGGAAUCAGAAAGGCUUUUGAAGAGUGUUGUGAGAGUCUAUCGGCAAGAAGAGGCAGACUUAUUCUACAUUCCGUUUUUCACAACAAUAAGCUUCUUCUUGUUGGAGAAACAGCAGUGCAAGUCACUUUAUAGGGUGUGAGUGCAUUUUGAGGCCUACAUUAAAGCUUUAUAUUCUUGUAUGUCACUUGGUUUUUUAGAAUUCCUAUUAAUGUCAUCUUCUGGUCUGGUAAAAACGGUUUUUUAUGUUCAUCUUUUAGCUGAACAGUCAGCAAAAGGAACAUUGUCUCAACAGCAGGUGUUGACUUGAUGAUCCUCUGUUGCUCGAGUGAGUAGGUGUUUUGGUAGAGUAGCAACCUAUUCAGUGUGUGUGGAAACUACAUGUACCUUUGAGCCUCGAUUAGGUAAUCCUCAACACCUGAGGUAUUCCUAUGGUAGUGCCUGAAAGCAAGCUAUAUGAGAAUGUUUUGACCUAUUCACUAGCUUCCACAAGGAGAUAGGCUCCAUGUAGUGGUAAUAGGCCGUAGCGACGAGCCACCAGU
Messenger RNA from Ilex paraguariensis (yerba mate), 586 nucleotides. Lineage: Eukaryota; Viridiplantae; Streptophyta; Magnoliopsida; Aquifoliales; Aquifoliaceae. The record is from the annotation of a GenBank genome assembly.